Messenger RNA from Clarias gariepinus (North African catfish), 2747 nucleotides. RefSeq names its product CD81 molecule a (gene cd81a). The record is from RefSeq and is a predicted model, not a curated record. Lineage: Eukaryota; Metazoa; Chordata; Actinopteri; Siluriformes; Clariidae. Bases 133 to 834 code for a protein of 233 amino acids. Gene Ontology annotation, cellular component: membrane. The transcript is spliced from 8 exons.
GUACACCAGGCGGCCCACAAAUCCGAGUGUUCUCUUUGCGUUCAUCAUCAGUCUGAUCGACACACACACUACUCUACAUCCGCACUUUUCUCGCCUGUUCAAAGGGAAACCGACGCAUAAAAAACUGCAACCAUGGGAGUGGAAGGCUGCACCAAAUGCAUCAAAUAUAUGCUGUUUUUCUUCAACUUCAUCUUCUGGCUGGCUGGAUGUGUAAUCCUGGGCGUCUCUCUGUGGCUCCGCCAUGACGAAAAAACCAGCAGCCUGAUGGGGCUCAAGUUUGAAGAAGAACAAGCACCCAACACCUUCUACAUCAGUGUCUACAUCCUGAUUGCUGUUGGUGCUGUGAUGAUGUUUGUUGGGUUCCUCGGUUGCUAUGGCGCCAUCCAGGAGUCUCAGUGCUUGCUGGGAACUUUCUUCGCCUGCCUGGUUAUCCUGUUUGCCUGUGAGGUUGCUGCUGGUAUCUUGGGAUUUAUCCACAAAGACAAGGUUUAUAAAGAAAUGACCGGCUUCUAUGACUCUGUGCAUCAACGAGCCACGGGCCAGGGUGAGAAGAAAGAGGCUGCGGCAGCCGUCCUGAAGGUCUUCCACGAGACUCUGCAAUGCUGUGGCAGGACUAGCUUUGAGGCAACUUUAAGUGGCCUUAAAGAUGAUGUGUGCCCAAAAGCAGAAGGGAAGUGGAUCCAAGAGGGCUGUCAUUCCAAAAUUAAGGCGCUCUUCAGCGAAAAGGUCCACCUGAUUGGUAUUGCUGCCUUGGUUGUUGCUGUCAUUCUGAUCUUCGAGAUGAUCUUCAGCAUGGUGCUCUGCUGUGGAAUCCGGAACAGCCCUGUAUACUGAAAGGAGAUUAGCUGAAGCAGGCUGUGUGUUUGUGUGUGGCAUCUGGAGAUACCAGUCAAUGAAAUUGAAGGAAAACUUACUCUCCUGAUUAAUUUUUGUACCUACCCUAAUUUCCUAAUGUAGUCAUUUUGUCUUAGGGAACAAAUGAUAUUCUCUGGUUUGUUUUGUUAAUAUGAUACUUUUGAUAGUCACUGUCUGCAGUUGUGUAUGCUGCAUACUCACUGUUGAGGCAACAUUGACCAUGUAGACAAUGGCAGACUAGGACAGAAUUAUUAGAUGCUUACACACAUACACAACUUAAAAAAACAAAUUGAAUAUGUAAAUCACAUUGGCCAAUUCCGUUCUGUUUUUUUUUUGUUUUUUUGUAGUAGUAGUGUUAACAGUAAGGAUAUCACUAUUGCUAUCGGGUUCUUAUAUUCUUUUAUUAUGUAUGUAAGACUUUAUUUGUUUCUUUGGUAUGUAAAAGAAACUGUAUAUAUUUGCAGCCUUUUGGCUUUCCGGCAUGGAUAUUGUAAUUAAACAGCCCUAUGGACCUUCUUUUCUGAAUGUGCUUAUACGUUUUCUCAAAAAGUCAACCACUAAGAAACAGUAUUAGUGAAAAGAAAGAAGGUCAGACCUUAAAACGUGAAUAUUAAAGUUAAAUUCUUGUACCUUGGUGUAACCUAAUUAUGUAAUACCGUGUAGCCUUGGCUCCCCUUGUGCCAUAUGCUUUGGGCCAGCCAACUGCCAGAAACAUAGAUGUUACAAGCAUGAUCAUGCUUUGAAAUCCUAGCAAGUCUUUAGAAAUAAAAUAAAUGUGUCUUCUAAUGCUAUUGCUGUGACUAAUGCUUGCCCGCAUGUUCUCCCCUGAGGGAGGUUGGAAACCAACAGAAUUGUUCGCAUAGCUUUGCCUUUACUGCUGGUGUUCCUUUGACCUCUGACCCCAGGCCACCCUCACACUCUGACUAACCCAAGCCAAAGCUCUUAUAUGCACCUCCCAGCCUUAUUGACCGAAUGCCCUAUCCUUUAGAAGCUGGGACUGCAUUAUUUAGUAUGUCCUGUUGAUUCCUAGAGGAACUUAUAUAUUGUACACUAUAUUCUGUAUCCAUUUGAUGGAAUGCUGUGCUUUAAGAAAAAAAGGAUAAAAGAUGUUAGUAUUAUUUUAAUUACUUCAUGCUGGCAGUUUCUUUACAUAACAAUCACAAUAUCAUAGUCUUCUUCAGUGUACUGUAAGGCUCUGGUGUGCGAGUGUGUGCGUGGAAAAAUCUAGUUUUAAGGAGUCAACCUCACUGCCACUGCCAAUAACAACCUUUACUGUGUACUUCCUCUUCCCACCACAAGGUGUCGCCCAAAUAACACAUUUCAUUAUCCAUCAUGCACUAUCUAUUAUCUCUGGUUAAUUCCUUUAAUAUCACUUGAAGAAAUACACUUACAAAUAUUCACUACGUAAAAUGAGUCCACACCUAUUUUAAGUCAUCACAUACACGCACACACACUAUUUACAUUACUUUCAUACAAGCUGUAUUUGUCACUUAAUGCCUAUGCUAAUAUGCUGAUAAAAUGUCUUAUAAUAUGUACAGCUAUAUAUUAUUAUACUAACGACUAUGUAAAGGCAUUGUGAUAUCUUUUUUUCUGGUACUUUAAAUAAAGGACAGAGAUUACAGUGAAAGCCAUUGUGAAGGCAUUUGCAAUCCUGGCAGGCCAACUGAAGGAGACAGACAUCAGCUUGAUAAUAACAGAUAGGAAUUACAUGAAGAAAAACGAUGGAAUUUAUACUUAUGAGCUAUCAUUGGAACAAUUUUGCUUUUAGUUUUCCAUUUAGUUUACUGGCAACUUUCACUUCAAUUUCUGUCCUGGUUCACCUGGUUUAUAUAGUUUUUGGUUCUUUUUUGUUGCCCGAAUACUUAGGGAUUAAAUGUAUUUUACAAAUAAAA